Messenger RNA from Pantherophis guttatus, 7225 nucleotides. It is a transcript of the gene DCAKD, whose product is annotated as dephospho-CoA kinase domain containing. Gene Ontology annotation, biological process: coenzyme A biosynthetic process. The record is from RefSeq and is a predicted model, not a curated record. Gene Ontology annotation, molecular function: dephospho-CoA kinase activity; ATP binding. NCBI's taxonomy places the organism in Eukaryota, Metazoa, Chordata, Lepidosauria, Squamata, Colubridae.
UUCGAAAUAGGGGAAGUGGUUGAAAGAAUUCAGAUCAUCGGACGAGAACUGGAAGCCGUGACACAAUCGUCAUUCUUCUCUUGCAUGGGAGAAUAAGUUUCCUCCCCCAAUUCCAGAUACUGGACAAAAUGUUUUUGGUGGGAUUGACAGGUGGCAUUGCAUCAGGAAAAAGUACAGUAGUAGCUCUGUUGCAGGAACUGGGUUGUGCUGUAAUUGAUGCUGAUGUUAUAGCUCGGCAAGUGGUCCAGCCAUACUUCCAGGCAUAUCGACGUAUUGUGCAUUCCUUCGGUCCAGAAAUUCUUUUGGAGAGUGGUGAGAUCAACCGUGAGGCUUUAGGAAAUAUAAUUUUUUCCCAACCAGAAAAACGUCAAUUGCUAAACUCCAUCACUCAUCCUGAGAUCCAGAAGAAGAUGUUAAAAGAGAUCUUGAAAUACUUUGUCUUGGGCUAUCGAUAUGUGAUUCUUGAUAUCCCGCUCCUCUUCGAGAGCAAAAUGCUGACCAGAUUCAUGAAGCACACAGUUGUUGUGUAUUGUGACCCACAAGUCCAGCUGUCUCGCUUGAUGCAGAGGAAUGGGCUGACUCAGACAGAGGCAGAAGCACGCAUUUUUGCCCAGAUGCCCCUUGCUCAGAAGGUCAACUUGGCUGACCAUGUCAUUGAUAACUCAGGAGAUGCUGAGGCCACUAAGAAGCAAGUCCUGAAAUUACAUACAGAGUUGGAGAACUCCUUGGAGUACCUUGUGGUGCGCUUAUUGGUUGUAGGAGCAACAGUGGGAGUGGGAGGCCUCGUGUACUUUCUAGUGCAGCAGCUUGCGUGAUAGACUGUUCUUUCAUUAUCAAAGAGGGCAGAGGAAAUCUAGACCUUUAAUUUAGAUUGCAUUGCAUUUAUGCAUAAAAGAUUGAUAAUGGGACAAGAAGGGAUUUUAGUGGGGACUUGGAUUAGUAAGUGGACCGCUGGGUUAGCGGUGGUGAUUGGGGAACAGUACAUUAAUUUAAUAAGCAAAGAAUUUAAGUGCUGUUCUCAUAUUAGUUUUUGGAAUGAGAAUAACUGCAAGUUUCUUUAAAAAAAAAACUUACCGUUGGAUGAGAUCUGCUAUUAACCAUCCCUUAGAAACAUUUACUUUUGUGGCUCCUUUAAAGAUAGCAAUAGCAUUUAGACUUAUAUACCACUUCACAGUGCUUUACAGCCCUCUGUAAAGCGGUUUACAGAGCCAGCAUGUUGCCUCCAACAAUCUGGGUCCUCAUGUAAAUCAACAUCCAUUAUUACUUCUGUAGGAGUGGGUGAGCAGUAAACAUAACCCAAACACCUCCUACAAGGAAAUAAAUCAAAUCUGUAGCUUUUCACUAAGACCUUAUGCUGCCUCAUAUUGUGCAAUGUCUUUUUAUUAAAAUGAAUAAUUUUAAUAAACUGAACUCAGUGUUACACAACCAGCUUAUCUUCAAAUAUAGAUUUUUUAUUGAACAUUAUAACUAUCAGUCGAAGAGGUAAUGUAAUGCUGUAAUGUACCAAUAAUGUAGUAAGUUUCAUAUAAUCAGAGAAUCUUGACUACUUCACGCGUCUGCAAAUGUUUUGAGAAAGUCACAAGAUUUCUGUAAGUAUUAUGGAGAUGCAGAGAAACACUGCAGAGUCCACUUUUGAAACACAACUCAGGCUGAAACAUACUCCUAUAAUCUUAUAGUUAGAGAGCUUUGGAACAUGCCUAAGAUACUCUUAAGGUUGUAGGUUAUUAUCUUAUUCUACUGCACCAAAAAGAGUUGGAAGUCAAUUCUUUUCUUUUUCUUAUCCUUUUUUCCUCUUUCCCUUCUCCCAUUAUUCUUUUUCCCCAUUAUUCUAAUUUUUCUUUGUAUUUCUGUAUUUUAUAUUUCAAUAAACACCAAUCAUGAUGGCGAAUAACUGGUUGCAAUCAGAUUGUUGCUCAGUUACAUUACAAUCUUAAUAUAAGAUUGUUGUUCAUGUAAAGUUGCUACUGUUGCUGAUAUAUAUAAAGAAAUUAUAGAUCAUAUUAAUACAUUCAUUAUUUUGUAAUAGUCUAAUCAAAAUGUAUAGAAGUUGUGCAGGAAAAUAAAGUUGAAAUGAGGAUCAGCUCCUGACAAGCCUAGUUUUGCAUUCCAGUGUGAUUGUUAGAAGGUCCUUGUUCCAUCACUAUAAGCAAUGUCUAUAUAUCAAGGAGUUAAUCAUGGCUUGCAGGCAAUAUAUUCAAUAAAUUCAAGUACAGUAACUUUAUUUUAUUUCAGAACUGUAUGGUUCUGUGAAAGUAGAUAUUAGUAUAGAGAAAUGCUUCAUUCAUAUUCUUGAAAGGGUUAAAUGUGGUCAAUUCGUUUAUAAAUUUUGGCUUAUUUUCUUACACACUCCAGUUAUUCAUCUUUGGUACAAGUGGAGUUUCAUAGCUGCAUCCACAAAUAUGAAAUUGUAAGGUAACUGGACUCUCUUUUAGAGCCAAGAAAUGUGAAGUUUUAACAGUGCUGCUCAUAGGACUCAAAAAGCUAAGCUAGCGAGAAUGUGUUGGUGCAGUCAUACUUUUUUCACAAAUAACAAAUCUGUGUUUGCCAUGGUAGCAGACGCCAAGUAUAAUUCAGUUUUCAUUAAGAAUAUGUAUAUAGUAUGUUUCAUAGUGGUAUGUAUGUCCCUACUUUUGACUACACUGCGUUUUCAAAUGUGUACUUCAGGCAAAUAUUAUUUGUACUACUGAUUUUUCUCCAUUCCUGUCAAAGUAAAAGCUGAAGGAAGGGGUAGGUAAUAGGCGGGUCAAAAAUCUUAACACCUGAAUACUAUAGGUUUGGAGGAUUUCCCAAGGCACAAGGAAGCCAAAGGACAGAGAGCUCCCCCCACCCCACUCCAAGACAACCUAGGAAAAGAUGCAGAAUGAAUCAUAUUUAUAUUUAUUUAUUUAUAUUUUAUUGAAUUUGUAUACCGCCCUACUCCCAAAGGACUCAGGGCGGUGAACAGCCAUAGAAUAAAACAUAUAGAUACAAAAUUUAAAAUAAACUAAAACAAAUUAAAUAAUUUUGCUGAGCAAAUUUAAAACCCCAAUAAUUUAAAACCAAAUUUAAAAUUUCCAUUUAAAAAGGGGAAAGACUUACGUCAGGCCAGCUUGAUGAAAUAAGAAAGUCUUGAGCGCGCAACGGAAGGUACGCAGAUCCGGGAUCCUCUGUAUCUCCGGGGGGAGCUCGUUCCAGAUAGUAGGUGCCCCCACAGAGAAGGCCCUCCCCCUGGGGGCCACCAGUCGACAUUGUUUGGCCGACGGCACCCGGAGGAGCCCCUCUCUAUGGGAGCAUACUGGUCGGUGGGAGGCUAUUGGUGGUAGCAGGUGGUCCCAUAAAUAACCAGGUCCUAAGCCAUGGAGCGCUCUAAAGGUGAUAACCAAAACCUUGAAGUGCACUCGGAAAACCACCGGGAGCCAGUGCAGCUCGCGCAGGAGAGGUGUUACAUGGGAGCGCCACGUCGCUCCCAUCACCACCCGCGCGGCUGCACUCUGUGCCAGUUGGAGCCUCCGAGUGCUGCUCAAGGGGAGCCCCAUGUAGAGAGCGUUACAAUAGUUCAAUCAUGGAUUGAAAAGAGGGAAUUUGUAUAAAGAAAAGUACAGGUAGUCCUCUACUUAUGACCAAAACAGCGCAAUAUUUCUGCUGCUAAGUGAGACAGUUGCUAAGUGAACUUUAUUCCAUUUUAUGACCUUUCUUGCCACAGUUGUUGAAUGAAUCACUGCAUUUGUUAAGUUAGAAACACAGUUGUUAAGUGAAUCUGGCUUCCCCAUUGACUUUGCUUGUCAGAAAGUCACAAAAGGUGGUCACAUGACCCCAGGACACUACAACCGUCAUACAUAUGGGUCAGUUGCCAAGCAUUUGAAUUUUGAUCACAUGACCACAGGGAUGCUGCAACCAUUGUAAGUGGGAAAAAUUGUCAUUAGUCACUUUUUUUCAGUGCUGUUGUAACUUCGAAUGGUCUCUGAAUGAACUGUUGUAAGUCAAGGCCCUGCUAUUCUACUAGGUAGAAUAGAAUAGAAUACUCUAUUUGGCCAAGUGUGAUUAGACAGACAAGGAACUUGUUUUUGAUGCAGAAGCUCUUAGUAUACAUGCAAAACAGAGUAAUAAUUAUCAUAUUAAUGGUAUCAAUAAGAGAAGGUAAUAGAGAAGACAAGAAAGAUAAUAAUAAUGCAGCCCUUCUACAUGGAUAAAUAUCCUUGGACAUAAACUAAGGAUUAUGUGGGAAUUAGUGUUCAGCAGAGUGAUGGCACGAGGGGGAAAAACUUUCCCUGUGUUUAAUUGUUUUGGCAUUCAAUGCCCUAUAGCAGCAUCCUAAGGGGAGGAGUUGAAACAAAUUAUGUCCAGGAUGUGAGGGGUCUGCAUAUAUCUUCUCAGCGCUCCUUCUGACCGGAGCAAUAUAUAGAUCUUCUAUGGGAGGCAGGUUGGUUGCAGUCUUAACUAUCCAUUGGAGUCUCUAUUUGUUCUGUUUCGUUUCUGUACCAAACCAAACAAUUCUAGAAGUACAAAUGACAGAUUCAAUAAUUCCUCUGUAAAACUGUAUCAACAGCUCCUGGGGCAGUCUAAAUGUCCUGAGUUGGCACAAGAAGAACAUUCUUUGUUGUGCUGUUGUGUUGUUCUACCUAGACAUACCAUUAAUGUCUAGAAGUCAUAGGAAACAUUAUUGGAUAUGGGACAUCUUUCUUUCUUUCUUUCUUUCUUUCUUUCUUUCUUUCUUUCUUUCUUUCUUUCUUUCUUUCUUUCUUUCUUUCCUUCCUUCCUUCCUUCCUUCUUUUCCUUCUUCCUUCCUUCCUUCCUUCCUUCCCUCCCUCACUCCCUUUCUUCCCCCUCCUCCUUAAGAUUCUACAUGUUUUAUUUUCAUGUGGAAAGGUGUUAUGUGACAAAAUGAAGUUUAAAGUAUUCCCAACCUUGACAAAAAAGAAAUGCUACCAAAUGUUUUAGCUCUACAUGGAGGCCCCUGUGGGGUGCUGGGGUUGCAUAAGGUUCUUAAAUGUUCCAAAUAUGGUUUAAAAUUAGAUUAAAUAUUAAAUUUAAUAUUAGAUUAAUAUUAAAUUUAUUAUGGCUAAAUGGGAAAGAAGAAAUAAAGUGGGAGACUGUUUUAUUAUUGACUUGGAGUCAAGGGCAAUACUGACUUUGAAAGAAGGGGAUAAAAUAAGAUAGUGGAUAGAACUAUUGUCUUUUACAUGAAAUUCAAUCAAUCAAUUCAUUCCAGGCGGUACCUGCCCUCUGGAAUGAAUUGCCCCCGGAGAUUCGUAUGAUCCCUGACCUACGUACCUUUCGCCGUGCACUUAAGACUUUACUGUUUCAACAAGCUGGGCUGGCUUAAUAACGAAUUUUAAUGGGUGUUUUAGUUUUUAAUAUAGGGCCAAAUUAUUUAAUAUGUUUUAAAUUGUUUUUAAAUGUUAUGGAUAUGUGUAUUUUAUUGUGGCUGUGCACCGCCCUGAGUCCCUCGGGUGAAGAGCGGUAUGAAAAUUUAAACAAACAAACAAACAAACAAAUAAACAAAUAACAAAUAAAUAAAUAAAUAAAUAAAUAAAUAAAUAAAUAAAUAAAUAAAUGCAUAUGUGACAUGAAAAGGAAUGGGGCUUUGGUUGCAGGGUUUCAUAUACUAUAUUGAGUUGUUUUUUUAGCCAUCCCCUACUCAUCUGAGCUGAUUGCAGGGUUAGAAAAUGCAGACCCAGGGUGUAUUAAGUCUACAAACCAUCCAUUUUUACAUUGAUGCCUUCCUGAUGUGUUGAGAGCCAGUAGUGGUUAAGGCACCAGGCUAGAAUCCAGGAGAUUGUGAGUUCCAGUCCUGCCUUAGACAUGAAAGCUGGCCUGGUGAGAGUGGCCAGUAACCACUCAGGGUGGUUGUUGUGGGGAAAAUAGGAGAAAAAGUUAGAUAUGUUUGCCUCCUUGAAUUAUUUAUACAAAUAGUAAAGAUGGAUGUUAGACUUCUAUGUAAGACACUAGUUUACAAUCCAACACGACAGGAAGUUAUCAGACUGGAUAAUAUUGUACUAGACUGAUGAGACCUUUGUGCUAAAAAAGGAAAUUUUGUUUAAUUUUUACUGCAGCAUUGUGCCAUCUGCAAUAGCUAAAAGGCAGAAUUCCAGAUAAUUAUUUUGAAGUAAUCAGCCAACUAUUUAGCUAUAAGCUUUAAUAAUAACACUUGUGAAAGUACAGACAGGCAGUGCCUUGUAUAUCCAGCAGAGGGCAGUGAUAGCCUAGUUUCAUUCUAGCUGGUUAAACAGUUCAAAGAACAAAAUUAUUUUGUAUUUCUGCAUAACCAAUCUGUAGAACCUGUGGUUCCCCCAAAAGAAAAUGCAGUAAGCACUAUAUUCUCUGCAUUAUAAAUUUUCUCUUGAUAAACGAUGCAGAGAAGCCCUACAGUCAGCACUUUAAUUUGAUUUUUGCUUUGGAAAAGUGACCAAAUGAAAAUGGUGGAUAAAGGAAAAUGGUGGAUAAAAAUUAGGUUAAGUCAUUUGACACUGAUUGGCUCUACAACCUCUCUCUCUCUUGGCUUAAAUCUUACUUUUGCCAUCAGUAACUAAUAUACUGGACCACUGCUACUUUCAUAAUGCAGCUAUUUACAUUAAAGGCUAAAUUACUAAGAGUUUGAGAAGUUGGAAUGCAUAAAAUAUUGAGGAAGGUGGGAAAUAAAGAACAGAAGUAAAGGAGAGAAGCAAGUACAGAAGAAUUGCAUGGAAUAAAUGGGCUCAUGGAAAUAUUUCAACCAUUUCUAAUCCAUUGUUCUUCAGAUAUAUUGCCCUAUAAUUCUUGGAAUUCCCAGCCACCUUGGAUAAAAUGAUAAAUUCUAGGAGAUGCCAUACGGAUUGCUGUAAAAGCUUCUAAAUUUUUUGAACUGAGAAUUUCCCCAUCCAAUUAUUUUUCCAGGACACAGCAAUCAAGUGUUUCAUAUUUUUAUACAAUUACUAUUUUUUUUUCCUUUUCAUUAUUAAACAAAGAUAAUUCCAAAGCAUGUAUACAAUAAGAUUAAACAACAAGAAAAACUGCAGAAGAUAAUAAAAUCCUAGCUUUGCUGGUUAUAGAGGGGAUGAAUCAUCUAUUAUACAAAAGUAUACAAAAUUGUCAGAUAUAUAAAGACUUAAUGCAAUGAAAACACACUUUUUCAUGUAUUUGAUGUUGGUAGUGCUGGAUUGUGCCUAUUUCUGUAUAUGUUUUUCAAUGAACUACUAAUAAUAUAAUUUGCAUAUCCUAGAAUGUGUUUAAAACUCACAUUCUAUUAAUAAAACAAUGAUGGAAUCAA